AUGGCACAUUUUACACGUUUUGUUCUAUUCGAAGAUAAAUUUAAUACAAAUUUAUUUACAUUUAUUGUUCCAAGUUCAUUUCUAUUAGGAACAGAAGAAAAAUUAACAACACGAGAAUUUAUUUGUCGACAUGUACCAUUUGCAUUAACAUUUGUUAAAAAUGGCGAUCAAAUCAAUGCAUUUUUACUACAUCGUAGUCGAGAUACAGAAAGACUUGAAAUGACACUUGAUCUAAGUAUUACAUUAUUAUGUCGAGAACAUUUUACACGUAAUGAAACAUUUACAGAGAAAAAUUGUAAAUUUACAAAUAAAGUUACUUUACAUGGAAGAAAAUCAUUUACAUCAGUUAAUCGUUUAUGUUCAGUUGAAUAUAUGGAUGAACGUGGAAAUAUUCAAUGUGAACUUGAAAUAAAAAAUCUUUCUAUAUCAUAUAUAACAGAAGCACAAUUAACACCACAAUUAAUAAAUCCUCAAUAUGCACAUGUUGCUCAACCUACUCAUAAUCGUCAACCAAUAGAUGCAAAAAUCGAAACACCAUCAUUUUUUUAUUCAAAUUAUGAAUGGAGUCUUGUUAUACAACCCAAACUUGAUAGUGUUGGACAACUUGGAUAUAUUCGAAUGUAUCUCCAGCGUUUAACAUCAUGUGAGUAUUCUGUUAAAAUAUCAUAUCGUGUUAAAUUAACAGCGGGAACAUAUACAUGGGAUUCCUAUCAAGAGCGUAAACAAGCAAAUCCAAGUGAUUCGAAUACAUAUGAAAUCAAUUAUACGGAUGUGCAUGGUCUAUGUCGACCAUUUCGUAUUGAUCGUGUACGAGAAUUACUUCAGGCUGAUGGAAAAUUUACAUUAAAUGUUGAACUUAAAGAUGCUGUUACUGUCAUUCCAAUUAUUGUUGAUCCAUUUGCACCAAAUCCUAUUCCAGUACCAUUUCUUGAUAAAGAUCAACAAGCAUGGACUGUUGAAGCAUAUAUUGAAGAGCAAUGUUUUAUUAUACGUUUAUAUUAUUCUGAUAUAUUUAAAAUUCCAACUGAUUAUAUACGUUCGAUAUGUUUUAAUAUAACUGUACGAAAUUUUGAUGAUACAAAAAUAACUACAAGUGUUUUUCCUAAACCAGUAACGAAAUAUUAUUCUCAAAAAGAAAGUGAUGAAGGUUUAGAAAUAAGUACAACAUUAGAUGUUGAUGAAUUAAAUGAAAAAGGAUAUUUAAAUCAACAUCAAGGUGUUACAAUUGAGAUUGAAAUUUUCUUUUCUCAUCUUAUGUAUUUGCCAGAAUAUUCACCAUUAGAUGAUAUUGUUCGAAAACAAAAACAACAAAUAAUGCGUGAAUUACAAGCAGCACAAAAUGAAAAUUUUCAAUUAGAAAAAAAAAUUCAUGAACUUCAAAUGUCUAUACAAAAUCCAUCGAUGUCUAGUCGAUUAUCUGAUGCAACAAAUGGUUUACAAGGUGGUUUAAAUCGAGGAGCAACACCCGAAGUUGUACGAAAAUAUUAUGAAAAUAAAUAUGGUGAAAAAGGUGCAACAGGUAAUCCACCAUUAUCAAUGUUUAAUAAUGCAACAAGUUUUGAUGCUGGACAAUCAAGUAUGAAUAUAUUACCAGCUCGUAAUGGUGGUCUUGCUGGUAAAGGUCCAUCAUCAUCUAUUCCACAACCAAAUGUAACCAUGGGUGCACGAAGUUCAAAUUUUAAAUUUCCAACUAAACUACCUGAUUCAAUACAAAAUACAAUAAAUAGUACAAGUCAAUCAUUACAAUCGAAAUUACCAGCGAGUUUACAGAAAUUACCAGCAUCUUUUACACAAGGACCAACUAUGAAUAUGCUUGCUAAUAAAUUUCAAAAUGCGUUUUCUUAG
Adineta steineri is the source of this 1845-nucleotide messenger RNA. NCBI's taxonomy places the organism in Eukaryota, Metazoa, Rotifera, Eurotatoria, Adinetida, Adinetidae. The record is from the annotation of a GenBank genome assembly.